Molecule: messenger RNA, 4545 nt
Organism: Nilaparvata lugens (brown planthopper)
Lineage: Eukaryota; Metazoa; Arthropoda; Insecta; Hemiptera; Delphacidae
Exons: 4
Coding region: 1208-2911 (567 amino acids)
Biological process (GO): regulation of transcription by RNA polymerase II
Cellular component (GO): nucleus
Molecular function (GO): DNA-binding transcription factor activity, RNA polymerase II-specific; RNA polymerase II cis-regulatory region sequence-specific DNA binding
Source: RefSeq, a predicted model, not a curated record
UUUGCCUAACGUAACAGACACCCCCACCCACCCUCACUCAACCUGGAUUAUCGACACUGACCAAACUCACAGAUGAAACAAUCCUAUUAUGUCUGUGCGUUUAUCAGUUCGUCAAUGUCGGUAUUUCAUCCUGUUAUUCGUUGAGUGUGUUCUAAGAGAAUGUAGCUAGCUAAAUUAUUGUAAGUGUGAGUUGUUUGAAGAAGAAAUUGGGCAAAUUGUGACUGAGUGUGAUUGGAGAGAAUGUAGCUGAUGAAAUUUGUAUUAUAUUGGGAUGAAAUUGUGGAGUGAAAAACUAUAUACUUGUACUGUGGUUGGAGGAAAUUUGAAACGUUGGAUGAUUGGCUGAAAAGGUAUUUAUUUUUUGGUAACUUGAAGCUGAUCGAUCAAAUUCAAAGCAAUGAUACAUUUUUUUACCUAGAUACAUUAAAUUAAUAUUCUUAUAUUUUUUUGGAGUAAUUGGAAUUCGAAUAAGAAUACUUGAGACAGUAUCUUGUGAAGCUGGGAUAUAUUUUUUGAUAGAUAUUCGCUAUGAAAUUUGAUUAACAAACUAACUACAAAAAAAGGGGAAAAAAGGAUUAAUUUUUCACAUAUUCUGAGGUGUGGAAGCUGUGGAUAUAUGUUUAACACAAUAUUUAAUUUGAGCUUUCUAAAUUGAAUGGAGAGUGAUCCCAUUCUAUUGAUACAUGUCUUGAAACCUGAUUUUCGAAGCUAAACGCUCUCAGGAGAAGGAUUAUAGAGAAGAUAUACAUUUUUUCCAUCUAAGAUGAUGUUUUCUACCCUUGGAAAAGAUUUUUGAGGAUAAGUUCUUUGAGGAGAGCUUUAUCACUCUGUUCUAUUAAGAUUGAUGAAUGUACGAUAAUAAGUAGUAAAUUUGGACAAAAACUUCAUGCUUGAUGCUAUAAAGAAAUCUGACGACAUUUGCGAGUGAUAUGAGAGAAAAAAGAGUACGCUGUAAAAACACCAACCAGAACUUGUAUUUUGUGUCAUCGAUUGUAUUGACCCAGUUCGAUAAGCUAGAUCCAAGGGUGGCUAACUGCUGUCGGGUGGGGAAAACCAAAUAUUUCUACUCAUACUUCUUCCUCUACAACUCAUGAAUGAACGGAGUGGACAUGGUGGGGGAAAGUAGUACGAGUUUAUCAAUGAACGGUAGUGGUGGCGGGGGAGGGGGUUGACCGGAAGAGUAAGUAGAAGAGAGGGAGGGGGAGGGAUGUCGUCCUCAUCGGAUAUAGGAAUAUCGGGAGUUAGUUCUUCGACAGUGGCAGUUAGUAGUUCGGAACUCGUGGCCUCCAGCGAAGUAAGUGACACCAAACUACUACUGGAUUUGGACCAGGGUGAGGUGAUCGAUCAACACCAAUCGUCAGUCUUCGACAUGACUUUGAAGAGCUAUCAGGACCAGGAUAGUAUGUACCACGACAUGUCACCUCGUACCUACUACAACACCAUGCAAGCAGAUAACAACAAUGUUGACAAGGAGCAGCAGUCACCGGUUCCUCAGGAUGAUCAGUGGAACAGAUACUAUGUGCCCGAGGAAGCCGCGGGAACUAGUAGUGAUGUGAUCCCGGCAGUGCUGGACCAUCUCCAGCAUCCAGAGCCAGUCACCGGUGAUGGGGGAGUCAUCAGGUUCCAGGUCACCGUUCCUGACUUCGGUCACGAUACUUGGGGAUCUCCGUCCGGGGAUUCAUCCAAUCCAGAGCCAGGACUUCUGCUCCAGGCUGCAGGCUGCUCCACUGCACAUGGCCAGUCAUCUAAAAAGCAAGAUAACUGUGGGAAAAGCGUCAAAUCAUCUGACUCAAAGAGAACAAGGACAGCCUACACGAACUCACAACUAGUGGAGCUGGAAAAAGAGUUCCAUUUCAACCGUUAUCUGUGUCGACCAAGGAGAAUCGAGAUGGCAUCUCUGCUCAACUUGUCUGAGAGACAAAUCAAAAUUUGGUUCCAAAAUCGCAGGAUGAAGUACAAGAAGGAUCAGAAAGUCAAAGGACUUGUGGGUCUCCAAGAAAUAUCGUCAUCAGGAAUGGGUGAGAAAACGCCGAGCUCAGUAGGAGGUUUGAGUCCACCGCUGUCAUCCGCUACACCUUCACCCAGCCAACCAUGUCAGCAGGAGGCAGAGCCGUCAGCUGUCAUCCACCAUCAACCGUUCCAGGGUGAGAUGAUGCCAGCAGACAGCAAAGUGGAGGAGUCCAUGAUGGACCAAAAGCAUACCAUGGAUCAUCAACAGUACGACACAUCACAAGCAUGCCUAAACUGGAGACAAGAUCAGAAGAUGUCCCAUCAACAACAGUUUCAGCAACAAUCGUACCAGUUCUACCAACAAAACUACCAAGGUAAUCAGGAUUAUCUUACCAGACCUUCUCAGAGUUAUCCAUCUCUCAUUGAUCCAGUAACUAGAGGGAUGAGCGCCAGAAACUACCAGAGUGUAACCAUGGAUGAAUCAUAUCAUGAUCAACAGUUAUUCAGGAGCCCCAAUGUCUAUGAGGACCCCACAUUACCGACAACUUUGUACAAUUAUGGAAAUGAGGGAUAUGAUACUCACCAAACAUAUUUCACCAACAUCAACCAUUUCCAGCAUCUCUCUCUGUCAACUCCAGCUCUGGAUGUUGCAGCAGGGUCCUGGAAAUCUCAACCUCAACCUCAUCUCACCUAUGGUGACCCUCAGAGGAGAACUUCAGUGCCAGGUCGAGAUGAUCCCGCGUUCCAUGAACAAAUGCAACCUCAUCUACAGAAUCAGAAUUUUCAGAGUUUGCCUGCCAGAAGUGACUAUGUCAAGAUGGAGCUGUCAAACUUUGAUGACGUUCAUCAAAUGCAAGAAAACAGUUUUUGGACAAACGAGAACACUGGAUUUGUCAAUAAUUACGGACAAGUUCUAGAGAAUGAAAACAGUGAUAAUACAAAAAGUUUGACUGAGCUAUGACAUCUGUUGACUUCAAUGUGUGGUUGAAAUGUUGAAGUCUGGGGAAAAGUGUAAUAAAUAGAGAAAGUUGAAAAAGCUAGGAAUUGAUACUAAUUUGUGUUUGAAAUACGUUACUGUGGGAAAAGUGUAAUAGAAUGAUAUUGACAAUUAGCUAUUGAUAUUACUUAUUUGGGGCUAAACGUUUUUCAAAUUGAAUACCAGUUUAGAUAGUUAUCUACUCCACUUGUGAAAUUCAUUAUCAAAUACCUCUAUUUAAUUUUUUUUGUUUUUUCAUGUUUUCAAAUGGCAAUUUUGGAGUGGUAUGCCGGUACUAAUGAAUUCAUCUUCACCACAAAACUGGUAGUUAAUAUGUUUGAAAUUUAUUAUGAAUUAUCUAGUUUAUAGUACACUAUUCGUAGAGUUUCUCUCAGAAAAAAUACACUUUAUGUGGAUAAAAAUACGCCAUAUUGAAUGAGGGGAGUAGGAAUUCGAGUGAAACACUGUUUAUUUCAAAAGAACACGAGCGAGCUUGACAUACUUUUAUGGAAUAUUUUGUUUUAUUAUUGUUAGAAUAGUUUGAUAAUAUGUUGAUGAAUAGUUGAAAAUGUAUUAUUCAUAUAAAUCAUUUAUCUGUAAUUGGAUUAUUUUGAUAUGUUUAGUUUAUAAUUUAAACCCUGUUGAGUCUGAUUUCUGUGUAUAGUUAGAUAAGCAUUAUUAAGUUAUUUGUUGCAGUUUAUUCAAUGUAGGCCUUGCCAUCAUAUUUUGAUGAUUGCUAUCCAAGUGAUAGGCAAUUUUAUAUGUUCUCAUUAUGUUUACCUAAUUUAGUCUCUAAUGUGUUCUAGUUUUUAUUUUUAUUACCAGAGCUUGUUAUUAAUAUUUUUACACAAUUUUGGGGAUUUUCCCAGAUUGUGAUUCUUUUUUCCGUCUUAAAAUUCUGCUUUUGCAGAGAUAAACUAGGAACAGAAACAUUUAUAAACGUUAUAUGAGCAUAUUCCAUGCUAUAAAAAACAUUUGAAAACUCUGCUUUUGCAUAAAAAAAACAUUUUUAACCAGUUUUACAUACAAAUAUUAUUAAUGUAUUUUGUUGUUCAACAAUUUUUCUGUACAUAUUGCGUUGAAUUUUAAUUAUGUAGGAUAUAGUAUCAAAUUGACUUUAUUUUUCAUCUGGAAAAUCUGCUUUUGUAUAAAAAAAUACUUUCAACCAGUUUUACAUACAAAUGUUAUUUAUGUGUCUCGUUGUUCAACAAUUUUACUGUAAAUAUUGUGUUGACUAUUAAUAUUAUAGCCUAUAGGCUAUAGUAUAUUAUUUACUUUAUUUUUCUUCUGAAAAAUCUGCUUUUGCAGAUAUAAAUGUAGAAACAUCUUCAACCAUUCUCAUAUGCAAAUGUUAUUUUUGUAUUUUAUUAUUUAAAUAGUUUAUUGUGAGUAUUACGAUUCCAUUGAACUGAAUACAGUGUGAAAAAUCUGAUUUUAUAUACAAAUAUCAGCCAUCCUAUUGGAAUUUGAAUUAAUUUAUAACAUAUUAUAGUAGCAUUUCUGAACAGAAAACAUAGUAUUUUCGAAAUCAAUAGAUCUUAUUUUCACAUUCCUAUUGCUCAUGAAAUUAUGAUGUUCAUAGUAUCUUUAAUUGAAUAAAUUAAUUGUUAACAUGUGAA